Paramecium pentaurelia is the source of this 789-nucleotide messenger RNA. The record is from the annotation of a GenBank genome assembly. NCBI's taxonomy places the organism in Eukaryota, Ciliophora, Oligohymenophorea, Peniculida, Parameciidae.
AUGUACUUUUUUCAACCAAAAGUAAUAGAAAAAGAAACAGAUUUGUUAUGCAAAUUACACUAAUAAAAAAUUGCAUAUGUGAAUCUGGAGCCUUAAUUAUUUUCAAAUCAAAGGCUCUUAUGCAAGUCAUGUGGCCAAUAGAAUCCAUCCAAUUCUUAGAUCGUGGAUUAUCAAUAGCUCAAAUAAAACUUUGAUAACUAACAAAAGGAAAGGAUUUAAAUAUACUAACCAAUAGUCAAGCCUCACAUUGAACAUGUUGAAAGCUUUUAGAAAAUGAUAGAUGUUCUAAAAACAAAAUUGAUUCAAUAGCUAGAUUAUCUAUUUUGGGUUUCAAAGACUGGCUUAAUCGAUUCUUUAAUUUAAUACAGCCUUUUCGGAGAAAUAGAUUUGUUAAUCUAAAACCAAAUGCCAAUCAUUAAUUCAAAAAAAAUUAUUAAAAGCAUUUAAAAAAUCAACAAUGAUUUUAACACUAAAAUCAACCCAAAAUUGGAAUAAUUCAAACUCUUACCACCAGAAAUGUUAGGAAAUAUUUGUAAAUCUAAAAAGUAUAACUCACAGUAGAUAGAAGUUAAUUCAUAGUCUAUUAUCCUACCAAUCAAAUAGGAAGCGUAAGCUUAUGAAUGGAAAGAGGAUUUGUUUGAGAUUAUCGCUUAAUCGAAAGAAAUAGAUUCAUCAAUAUACACCAUUUUAAUUAGGAUGUUAAUAAAGAAAAGACUUCUGAUUGUCUAAGAUUUCUAUAGAAAAAUGAGAAUCAAAAGCUUUACUAAUUAUACUUCAAUCCAGAAAUGA